Messenger RNA from Calypte anna (Anna's hummingbird), 1450 nucleotides. It is a transcript of the gene MSI2, whose product is annotated as musashi RNA binding protein 2. The transcript has 15 exons. Gene Ontology annotation, cellular component: cytoplasm. NCBI's taxonomy places the organism in Eukaryota, Metazoa, Chordata, Aves, Apodiformes, Trochilidae. The record is from RefSeq and is a predicted model, not a curated record. Bases 54 to 1166 code for a protein of 370 amino acids. Gene Ontology annotation, molecular function: RNA binding.
GGUCCUCGCAGGGGCUCUCGCUCGGCGCUGAUCGCUGCGGGCUCCGCGCGGCCAUGGAGGCGGACGGCAGUCAGGCUACCUCGGGGAGCCCCGGCGAGGCGCAACACGACCCCGGCAAGAUGUUCAUCGGCGGCCUCAGCUGGCAAACCUCACCAGACAGCCUUAGAGACUAUUUUAGCAAAUUCGGAGAAAUUAGAGAGUGUAUGGUCAUGCGGGACCCCACCACCAAGCGCUCCAGAGGCUUCGGGUUCGUUACGUUCGCGGAUCCGGCGAGUGUAGACAAAGUCCUGGCUCAGCCCCACCACGAACUGGACUCCAAGACGAUUGACCCCAAAGUUGCAUUUCCCCGACGAGCACAGCCUAAGAUGGUCACAAGAACAAAGAAAAUAUUUGUAGGUGGAUUAUCGGCUAACACAGUAGUGGAAGACGUAAAGCAAUACUUUGAACAGUUUGGCAAGGUAGAGGACGCCAUGCUUAUGUUUGACAAGACCACCAACAGGCAUAGAGGAUUUGGCUUUGUAACUUUUGAAAAUGAAGACGUGGUGGAAAAAGUCUGUGAAAUUCAUUUCCACGAAAUCAAUAAUAAAAUGGUAGAAUGUAAGAAAGCACAACCUAAAGAAGUGAUGUUUCCACCAGGGACGAGAGGCAGGGCCCGUGGGCUGCCGUACACCAUGGACGCUUUCAUGCUGGGGAUGGGAAUGUUGGGUUACCCGAACUUUGUCGCAACGUAUGGCCGAGGCUAUCCUGGAUUUGCCCCCAGUUACAGCUAUCAGUUCCCAGGUUUCCCGGCAGCGGCUUAUGGACCAGUAGCAGCGGCAGCCGUGGCGGCAGCAAGAGGAUCAGGUAGGGGGGCCCGUGGAAGAGCAAACCCUCAGAGUGCAGGGUCAGGUUUUGUUUUACGUGCAAACAGACCUGUCUUGAAUAGCUACACUGCUCAACCGAAUUUUGGCGCACCCGCUUCCCCGGCAGGCUCCAACCCCGCCCGACCCGGAGGCUUCCCCGGGGCCAACAGCCCGGGGCCCGUCGCGGAUCUCUACGGCACGGCCAGCCAGGACUCCGGCGUGGGGAACUACAUAAGUGCUGCCAGCCCACAGCCCGGCUCCGGCUUCGGCCACGGCAUCGCCGGACCUUUGAUUGCAACGGCUUUUACAAAUGGAUACCAUUGAAACGUUACACAUGGUUGGUUGCCAUCUCACUUGGAGAGUCUCUCUGGAUGUCCAGGCAAGACGGGGCGAAGUUUCUGAGCAGUCCCACACUUGGGUGAUCCCAUCAGACUUUGAGCACUACAUCAUCACCAGUAACACAGCCAACUGGAGGUGGCACUCGAUGGACUUGGGUUGUUUAAAAAAAAAAAAAAAAAAAAAAAAAAAAAAAAAAAUCUCUCUCAUCAUCUCAUGAAUCUGCUGUACUAUAAAAACAACAGCUUUUAAAAGUAUGUAUAUAAACCCCA